AUGCCCAAAGACGAUUCUUCCACUCAUGUCUCAUCUUCAUCAUCUCAUAAGCUACCCCUACAGCGUGGAGAUGCCUGUCUUUACUGUCGUAAACGUCGUAUACGGUGUUCAGGUAACAAACCCGAUCCCUGUGAUCAUUGCAAGAAACUCAAAAGAGAGUGUAUCUACGAUAAUGGUAAACCCGUCAGUCGGGUCCGUCAAUUGGAAGACAAGGUGUCAGAGUUGGAGAAUCUACUCCGACAUGGAGGUGUAGGCGUAGGAGAUGUCGAACCACGGACAGCAUCUGCUUCAAGACGAUCUAGUGAACAAGAUGGAUGGACCGAGAAUGAAACCUUUGACCUCAACGGUAUCAACGAAUUAGGAGCAAUGCCAGAUACAUCGACUGGGAUGAGUUUUGGAUUUGGGGGAUCUCUUUUUGGUGGAAAUGGGAUAAUGGGAAAUGGAUUACAAGGUAUGGAGAAUAUGCCAAAGCUGGCUCAAUCAGAUGCUGUGUUGGGAUUUGAUUGGUCUGGUUUGGAUCCUACCUUUCUCAGUCUCAUAAACUCUUUUUCAACUACAACCACUCAGUUGUCGGUUCCCCCUCCGCCCCCACCAACACAGCCGCAAAGUGGAUCCGCUUUCCCUUCUGCGUUUGCUAUGGAAGGUAUCACUCCUGGUACCCAGGCCUUUCUCAAUGAUAUUAUACCUCCUUCAAGUGUUACUCAGCAAGAGUCGCACCCUCCAAAUCUUGAGGACACCACCUUUCCAUCAUAUUCAAGCUCACAAUCAAAUGUCACGCCUGUAUCAGGAGAUUCGAGGUCUUCGAUGUCCACCGAUCCCAGCCCCUACACCGCUCCUUUACAUCAACAGAAUGAACAGGUCACUUUCACUCAACCGAACGAAUCUUCCUAUGCAAACCUGCAGCAAAAUAUACCUUCAUUCCAGUCAGAUUCCACUGCAAAGGCUUUCUCCGGCGCGGAAUAUGGAGGAUUGAACGAGAGCCCAGCUCUGGAAUUGGUCGGAGGAUGGUUCGAUGUCAACGAUCUUCCAAGAGUAGCAAGGGAUCAUUUACUAGAUCUAUUCUUCUCCAGCAUGCGGAUUUUUGGACAAGAAUUCCACAUUCCUCGUUUUUUCGCUAGUCUCUCUUUACCACCCAGCAAACGCCCACAUCCAUCUCUACUACAUACGAUGUAUCUCCUAGCCUCUAGGGUCUCCACAUCACCUUCUAUAAGGUCUCUCGAAUCCCAUUUCUUCUCCGUUGCCUCCAAGCAGCUCGAUGAAUCUAUCCGUCUUGCUGAUCGGCUAUUUGAUGCUGUCAGAGCUGCAACCAUGUUGGCCGUAUAUCAAUUCAGUAAAUCUCGGUAUCAUGAAGGAUGGAUGAUGACUGGCUUGGCGGCACGAUUGGCCAUCUCAUGCGGUUUACAUCAAAUCCCGUCUAGCGUAUUCCGACCAAGUCCUGUACCUCGAGAUCAGAGAGGUGAUCUAGUCAGUAUAAUGAGACAUCGAAGUUACGCUCUUCCUCCUCCACAAGAUGCCAUCGAUCUAGGAGAACGCAUUUGGGCUUUUUGGUCUAUCUACAUCGUCGAUCGUUGUGGAUCAAUAGCUUCACAGUGGCCUCCUGCAAUACAGGAUGAAAGCGUGACCACUCCGUACCCGAAGCCUUUGCACGAUUACGAACUGGGCUUGGUGAACAAGGAUGACGACAAGACAGUCUCGGAACUGUUCGAACCUUCCGAGGGACCAUUACCGCACUACGCAGAUUCCACAUUCUACAUCCUUCGUCUACGAGCCAUCGCACUACUCGAAAAGUCUUCCAAACUCAUGUAUCUAAAACCUGAACCUGGACUGCAGGAACGUACGCGGGAUGGAAGUUGCUCAGUUUCACCCAUGGGUGGGAUAGACGAAUAUCUAUCUUUUCAAGAGUACAACGCCUCACAAGCCACCGACACACACCCUUGUGAAGAUGGGAAGAAUCCCAGUGGAUCGCAAGGAUGGACGAGAUGCGCUAGGAUCCGAACGCCGAAAGCAUACGAAGAGAUUCGUCUGGCUUUGUUGAGAAUAGAAAAUGAUCUACCACCUGAAAGAAGGACGAAUUGGGAGAAAUGGGAUGGGAAAGUUCAAGAUUGGCAUUAUAGUCCAUCGAAGAAAGACGUAGCGUCAAUGCAUUUUGUACUGGGUUGUGCAUGGAUGUUUCUCUGGGACAUAUAUUCGUUCAAUGCGGAGAAUCACCUGGCAGUGGGUGUGGCUAGACGAUUGACUUGUACUAUUCGUCGGAUUUCUGCGGAAACUAUGAGAGCGGAUUUUGAUGUGUUCAUAGUGAUGACUUGGUCUUUUGUUGUUAAAAUAUUAAUCAGAGAGUCUAAAAGGCUGCAUCAUCUUGGUCAGACGGAAGCCGCCGCUCCAAUCGACGCCGAUAUUGAAUGUAUAAUCUCCGCUCUCAAGUUAUUUGGCCAAGCACAUCAUCUCGCUUCCACUCAAGCGUUCCGGAUGGACAUAUAUCGGCAAUCUACGAUGGAAGAUAUGAGUUUCAUGCAGGGUGAUAAUAUAGAUGAUGUCCAUGUUCAGCUAUCACGUGGGACUCACCUGGAGUGUUAG
Messenger RNA from Tremella mesenterica DSM 1558, 2574 nucleotides. RefSeq lists its product as uncharacterized. Gene Ontology annotation, cellular component: nucleus. NCBI's taxonomy places the organism in Eukaryota, Fungi, Basidiomycota, Tremellomycetes, Tremellales, Tremellaceae. Gene Ontology annotation, biological process: DNA-templated transcription; regulation of DNA-templated transcription. Gene Ontology annotation, molecular function: zinc ion binding; DNA-binding transcription factor activity, RNA polymerase II-specific; DNA binding. The record is from RefSeq and is a predicted model, not a curated record. Bases 1 to 2574 code for a protein of 857 amino acids. The transcript has 10 exons.